Podospora pseudopauciseta is the source of this 3304-nucleotide messenger RNA. RefSeq names its product woronin body major protein (gene HEX1). The record is from RefSeq and is a predicted model, not a curated record. Bases 2602 to 3225 code for a protein of 207 amino acids. Lineage: Eukaryota; Fungi; Ascomycota; Sordariomycetes; Sordariales; Podosporaceae. Gene Ontology annotation, molecular function: ribosome binding; RNA binding; translation elongation factor activity. Gene Ontology annotation, biological process: translational elongation; positive regulation of translational elongation; positive regulation of translational termination. The transcript is spliced from 3 exons.
CCCGGACUCCAGAUCCAAAGUUUAUUUCCCCGUCUCUUCCGGCACAGGUGCUCCGGGGGACUGAUUGUGAAUUCGGAUCCGGGUCAUCGGUCGGUUUUCGGGUCGGGUUAACGGGUUGUUGAACUGAUCAGACAACUCUCAACAGGUUCAAGUCGACAGACGGCCGGAUGCCUGAACAACAUAGGUAGAGCAAACGACGAUGUCGACGACGUCGCAAGUAAACAAGGUCCCAAAGUCCCUGAAACCCCGACGGCGGCUGUUUCCCCUGCGUCGGCUCCGUCUUCUCGCAUCGCGCAUGUGACGGCAGUUAAUGGGUAGGAUCGGACUGCUCGGCGGCUGAUCCCGCAAAGGGGCGGAGCAGAAGACGCAAAAGGAGGUCAGUUGCCGGGACAACUGGAAAUGGUGUGCUGUUCCCAGUGGAGAUUUUGGAGAUGGCCUCGGUAGCGCAUGGGGAGGAAGUCCAGCUUUUUGACUUUCAGGCCUCGUGUCGUGUCAGCUCCCGGCUGCAAAAGCAAUCGGCUUUGUGGGGACGGCGCUGGAGACACCUCGGGGAUGGCGGCGGUCUGGCAGAUGCCAUCUGUUUCGAUGACAGCCUGACAACUGAUAGCCGGCCGGCCUGUGCGACAUCGAUACGAGGACCGGGAGACAUCAAACGAGACGAAUAAAAUUGUGCAUUAAGUCGUGGAUGGCUGGAACUCCCCUAUCGACCCAAUGGCCUUCUCCCACGAGCUCUCAGACGGGAAAAAGAGGCUGGGACGGGACACCCCCUUGAUAAAUGCAACAGCCAAUUGUCAGACGAAGCUGCUGGUGAUCUGCUCUUCUCCUUGGCUUGCAGCCGAGGAAAGUAAAAGGGAGUUGCUCCCGACCUCCCCAAUUGCGCACACCACGGCCCCAGAGCCCCCACCGCGUCCCCAACCACCUAUCAACGAUGCCGGCACAAGCGUGUGUACGGCGUGGGCGCCCGGUCCUGGCUGGCUAGUCCGUCUCCCGUCAGCCUGUGGGUGUGGUCGGUGGCGCCCUGAGAUGCACGAAGCUGCAGGAGGACGGGGGUGGACCAAUUUCAAUUAGAGACAGCUUUGAUACGACUUCUGUUUGUGUCUUCUCAUCAAUUGAGAGACCAGUUCGAGCCAUUGACGCUCCAGGUCCAUGUUCUGCCCUACAGGAGGCCCGGGCAACCCUCGCCCAUCACCCAGCAAGCGCUCUCUGCUACCCCCGGAUCUGGAGAGGCUGGAGAAGCGCGCCUUUUUCUUUCUGACGUCUCAUCUCCAGGGGUCAACCGCGAUCGAGCUCUGUGCUUUCAGCUCCCAACGAGACAGCUCCUAGCUCGAAAUGGCUGGACGCGUCCCAGCUCCCGGUCACGGCCGAGCAAUCAGAGACAUGCUCGUGGGGCCAUGGCUCCUCCAAAAAGAGGGUCCGCUAUCCCCCAUUGGUGCAGGAUAAACAACUCGCAGGCCUCUUCUCCACAAAAGGUAAACAGAGGGCUUCCAGAGCUGGUUGGAACCACCCCCUGUGGUCACACAUCCUUCUCGUCGUCGACGGUCCCCUGCCAACCGGCCAAGGUCGACGUUCAGAGCCCGGAAGCGCUCCGCCCCAUGCGUAUUUGAACCGCGCUCGCUCGAGCAGCUGUGCCCUCCUGGUCUUGAUCUUCUUUCCUUCCUCAUCCUCCACUCAGAGUCAGCUCAAGUCAUCACCAUCAUCUCCAUCCAUUCCCCGCCCUCCCUUUCAAAGGACUCGAACAGAAACCAGAGCACAGAAGACGGGUCGAUUCACAGACCGCCUUCUCAUCUCCUUUCUUUCGACUUCUUUUCUAGGAAGUUAGCAAGAGAUAUCUUCUUGUCGUACGUCAAGAAGAUUGUUUCUUGCGCCCAGUAAACCGGCAACCUGGACUUUGAAGCCCGCGUCCCGGUCCCUUUCAGCGUCUUCCCGUCUGCCUACAGGGAGUCCGAGACCGCUACCCAGACCAAAACCCACGAGGAGAUCAAGAUCCAAGUUCCCCCAGCUGGACGGAUAGGUCAAGACUCUUCUUUCACCGCCCAAGCCGCUCUCCCUGCCCCCCCGCCCCCCAAGGUCGUCGAGGAGAACCGCUUCAAAGAGGAGGUCCGCAUCACCCGCAAGGAGGAAGAGCACCGCCGUCCCGUCCCCGUCCCCGUCAUCAAGAAGGAAGAGUACCAUUUCCACGAGGAGAUCCGCAGACCUCAACCACCCCCUCCCGCCUCCAACUACCUCGAGUCUCGCAUCGAACUCGACCACCGCCACCGUCCUCACAGCUCCGUCGUCGACCUUGCUGAGAGUGAAUUCCGCGCCCGCACCCAAGCCAACUACCGCAAGGAACCCACCGUUGUAGCCUCCCCCAGCUACGACACCACCGUCGACCUUCCCACCCGUCGCCCGGUCUUCAAGUCCAGCACUUCCAUCGGUGACAAGUUCACUGUCGAGGCUGCUAUCACCCGUCCCGCCAAGAAGGAAUCUCAUUUCCAAGUCACCGACACCACCGUCGACUUCCCCCGCCCCCCUCGCAUUACCGCCCCUAAGAAGGAGGUAAAGCUCUUGGACGACAAGCCCUACACGCCUUCCACCGUUUCCACCACCACCACCAACAACAUGGGUUACUACGAUGAGGACAACCGCUACCACUCCUUCCGCCAGGAGGUUCACAACAAGCUCCACAACAAGUUGCACAAGUUGGCUGACAAGCUCCACCACCAUCAUGAAGGCCACGUCGAGGCUGAGGUCUCUUCCGUCCGCCGCGGCCCCGCUGCCGCCCCUGCCGUUGAGAAGGCUCCCAACACCGUCACCAUCCCCUGCCACCACAUCCGCCUCGGUGACAUCCUGAUCCUCCAGGGCCGCCCCUGCCAGGUCAUCCGCAUCAGCACCUCUGCUGCCACCGGCCAGCACCGCUACCUCGGUGUUGACCUCUUCACCAAGCAGCUCCAUGAGGAGUCCAGCUUCGUCUCCAACCCCGCCCCCAGCGUCGUUGUCCAGACCAUGCUCGGCCCCGUCUUCAAGCAGUACCGCGUCCUUGACAUGCAGGAUGGCGCCAUCGUCGCCAUGACCGAGACCGGUGAUGUCAAGCAGAACCUCCCCGUCAUUGACCAGUCUUCGCUCUGGAACCGCCUCCAGAAGGCUUUCGAGUCUGGCCGUGGCUCCGUCCGCGUCCUCGUCGUCACUGACCACGGCCGCGAGAUGGCUGUUGACAUGAAGGUCGUCCAUGGCUCCCGCCUCUAAGGGGGUUUCACCACCUCUGAAAACCUGUUUUGGAAUUACUUUUUGGCUUAGAUUGUCGCGAUAAAAAAUGGUUUAUCUA